This is a messenger RNA of Acanthocheilonema viteae, 558 nucleotides long. The record is from the annotation of a GenBank genome assembly. Lineage: Eukaryota; Metazoa; Nematoda; Chromadorea; Rhabditida; Onchocercidae.
AUGGAACCGGUCGUUAGUUUUUUGUGCCAACUAUCCAUAGAUCCAGCUCGAAACGUUUAUUUACGUAGGCAAUGUGCACGUUCGGUAGCUCUUUGUACGUUCCUAUACUUGGAACAGCCAACAUCUAUUCUUGCUUCCAUUGUUACAUUACGGUCUAUUUGGUUUACUGCAAAAUCAAGUGCUGUUUCUUUGAACCUGUUUUGCGCAGCUUUAUCGGGAUGGUCUCUACUAAUUCAUCGAGUAAGAAUAUUCAAGGAAAAGCAAACUACUACUAGUUUAUUCAUUGGUGGAAGUCAGAAACAUGUUUCUGUUUUUAUUUGCCUAGCUAAGUCGUGCUGGCACCCUGUAUACCCUCACGGUGGACUCCUAGAAGGAGGACCAGAAAUUUUGAGAGUUACGUUACUAGAUGAACCCAAAUUGUCUACAUUUCUCAAUGGCACAAAGGAACAAGAAAUGCCGGAAUUUGAUAUAAGAUUUGGCGAUGAGACACUGCGUAUAAAAUCAUAUCGAAAGAAACUCUUGUACGACUUAAAUGUAGCGUUUUACGUGGUAGCAUAA